AUCCCAGACCAGGGUCAAACAGCUCUGCGCUGCGCCGUCCCGUCAUCAUCGUCUUCCAACCCACCUCCAACUUCCAGGUUCCUUCGAUCUUUUUCAGCGACCAGCAGACAGCCACCUGCAACCAACCUACCCCAGCUCACCAAAGUCGACGACGCUCUCUUUGCACUUACAUCCAUCUACCCUACACGUACGGCUACAGCGUCCUUCCCCAUGACAGCAAUUAUUCCCACGAGGUAGCCAGCGCACGCUCGCGCGUAGGCCCCAACACCAUUUGCUGCCAGCCAUGUUUGGCUCGUCGCGAAGGCAUCGGCAGCCCAAUCCGCCACUUACCUCGGCGACUGCCAACCCCAACGCCGCCACUGCGGCUGCUACAGUCUUCAGGCGCCAUGCAUCCAGCCCUUCCUUAUCGGCUGCCGCUGCCGCAGCAGCACUCCGUGCGCGACCUAUGACGCCGACCCGCGUCGCAGAUGUCGAGACGAAGCGCACCCUAAGACGCAGCGCAUCCAUCGCGUCGAUAACUACCACGUCUGACACAGGUAGAAGACCGACCUUGCGCCGACGCGACAGCAGCAGCUCCAUGACAGAGAGAACUUUUCGGAGCCCCAGCCCUCAUCGCCCUGCAAGCAGCGGAUCCGGGCAUCGCCAAUCACACUCGCUUGGCUACCUUGCAUCGGACGACAUGCCGCCGGUCCCGGCACUUCCCAAAGACUUUCAAGACGCUUACAGACAGCGCCCCACGUCCAUGCAACAGGAACCGCCGCAUCGCAAAACUAAUAACUUGGCCGUGGGCGCGCCUUUGCGUCUAGCUUCCGAGACCCUUGCCGCCGACGAUGCGCCAUCUUGGUUCGGCGCCGCAAAACUAGGCGAUCCUAGCAAUGUCCGCAGGACGGAUCCUGCGAUGGCGAGCCCGCCUUCAAGCCCGCCCCAGCAGCCCCUCGCGGAGCAGCUUGCCGAGGCCGCCCGGUCAAGCAGUGUAGCUUCAUCUAUCAACUUUUCGUAUCCAGCGCGGACAAGAGUUGGCUCUCCGCCCGUCUCACCGACUGAGAAUCCCGAUUCGGCCAGCUCACUAACCCCCACCAACCAAUAUCCACAGACCGCCGAUAACCACCAUAAGGCAGACAACAUGCAACGGCCGAGGCAGCAGUCCCAAAGACAUGAACAGUCAGCCUCAAGCACGCGCUCCGUCUCGUCUUCCUCUCCGGCAUUGGUUUAUGAUCCUAAUUCUCGGAGAAUGGUUCGGCAAGCCGACUUGGAGGCGGUUGAGCACGCCGUCUUGGAGGCCUCCCAGCGACCUACAACCUCCAAGAUUAACAAGCGCACGUCGCGGGGGUCUGGCCUACAUCUCUCCGAGGGCACAAUAGGUCGUACUAGAGGCACGGCUGCAAGGACCAGCGAAGACGAGAGAAGCCGCACCGCAGGCGCGACCAUGCGAAUUCAGCCCGCGGUCUCACCAGUGACGCCAACAACUCUGGUUGCCGUUGCUGUCCCGAGAGAUUUAGAGCAGCCGGCUACGAAAAGGCAGCCCUUGAUAACCAAUGAAGGAACGCGGCCGUCAGACCAGGGAUCUACAAACCCUCAACGAAUCCCUGAAGCAGAUGCGGAGACUCGGCCAGACGCCGGAGUUGUGCACAGAACGAGCGCCCCCUCGAGCGCCCCGUCCGCUACUCUUAGUGAAAUAGCGCAGCCCGUUGAUCCCGUCCAGAGGGAAGUAUCAAGGGCUACGGAUGUCGGGUCCUCGAUACCGCAAAAAAUGGCGUAUGAACGAGCCCACUCGAACAGCCCUGUGCGACAAGCUCAUUUUGGCCCUGUUCAAAAUACUCUAACCGUCAAGCACUCCCCGCCUCCUCGGUCAAUAUCGCCCCGUAAAUCUGCUUUGAAAUGGAAUAGCCCAUCAAGAGGCGCAUCACCCUCGGACGAUACAUCUGAGUCAUCGACUAUUAUCACUCAGCGCGAUGAACAACCCGUGUCACGGAGAAAGUCGGUUCGUGUGAGCUUUGACGACGCUAAUACCCAGGUCGUGGGCGAAUCGGCUUCGACGAAUCAAAGUGAUUCGCCAUUGUUAGCCUCACCUCAGAAUGCGUCUACUCGUCGUCCAUGGCUCGGGAUUGGACGCGCUAAGAAAGAACUCCCUUCUCUUGAUGACGACGAGCUCAUGAAACCCAGGCCUGCCCUGCCCAGCUUUGGCAGUAUCAGGGAGCGGAAACCCAGAGAGCUUGCUUCAGACGAGGAUGAACGGCCACUAGUUCGGCCCAUAGCAGACUCGGGGCAUAGCCCGUCGCUGCCUGCUAGCCCUACCAUUCAACCAAGUGUUCCGACGGUAACCGAGGGUUCCAGCUCGGGCGUGGCGCCUUUGGGCCUAAGCAGUGAUCACGCAGUUGGUGCAAUACUAUCGCAGGAGCAGGAACACGCAAGACACGCGGCCAACAUUUCCAAGUUUAGAGAACCACUGCCCCCUGUUGUUACCAGCGUCGAAGGAAGUGGCUAUCUCAGCGACAGCUCGAGCACUUCGGCUGAGGAACUAGCAACCGCGCUAGAAGUUCCCGGGGAGUCCGAACCUCAGUUUGUGGCAGCAACUGACCCUAAGCUCGCUUCGUCUAAGCCUCCGCACACGAAUGGCAUAGCUGUCACUAAUAACACAGCCCAUAUCCAGGCCACUCAAGCCAGCGAUGAGUCUGGCGAACCAAGCAUUCCAACUAUUUCAAUAUCGCAACCCACCCCUUCUAUAGUUGAGGACGAGAGACGUGGCUCCUACAUUUAUGAUGUUCCUGGCGGGUUUCCAGACGAUGAAUCAGAGCCAUCAAUCACAGACGCGAAUAGAAACGCUGCACCCCCGCAAGAGAAAGCCGAACCUAGUGCCAUCACGAAGACACCCGAUGAAGAGAGAUCAGAGCACACAUCACCCGAAGCACAACCAACAGCUUCAUUGACUGUGGACGCCGAGAGCGAUACUGAAAGCAGCAUUUACAGCGACGCCUACGAGGAUCUCUCUGAUGUUGAGGGAGACGGCUUUCUAUCACUUGACGCUGUGGUAGAGAGUCCUCUAAGGCCUAAUACUUCAAAGACUAUUUUCAAUCAAGAAGCUCCCCGUGAGGUCACCGUCGAACCCACCCCACAAGAUGUCACAGUCCCUGAAGCGGCGGCAUCUGUUCCCACACCUGUCGUAGAAGAUCAGAAACAGAAGCCCCUGGAAGAUGACUGGGAGAAAGCUAAGGCGUAUUGGAGGAGUCUUAGUGCGGACAAGCGAGCUCAGCUUGAAAAAGAGGCACAAGAGGACGCUGGUGUAGAAGCAGACUUUGAAGAGGCGAGAAGGCCUGUGGAGAAGCCCCGGAAAAAGAAGUCGAUUGAACGUAGGAAUUCGGAACGGAAAGCCUUGGCCGUCAUUAUGGCACAACAGAUGAUGGCCCAGCAACAAAAAGAGAAGCCGGCAAAUCCCGAGCGUACAUACAUGAUUGAGCCUGGCACCCGGUGGAGCGAGCCUGAGAGCGAUAUUCCAAUCGUGCGGACAACACUACGUGGAGAGUCCGAGAGCGAGACUCCAAUGAUGCGCAGGACUCUACGGAGAGAGCCCCAACCGCAGCCAAGGUCUGCCAACACAAGUCAUGGUACUGGAAUGCGCAAGUCGAUGCGGUCCGAUUCAAGCACGAAGAGCACUGGGCCUCCGGCUCCCAUGCCUAGACCUCUGGACCAAAGAUCAAGCCGUCCGACGUCGCUCUCCUCUCCGAUUCCGACACCUAUAAGCACGGGAGGACAGCGCCAGGUAGUGUCAAAGUCGCCAUCAGAACCUGGUUCAGGAAAGUCUAGCCUUAUUCCAUCACCUCUCAAACGGCGUGAUUCUACUGGAAGCGAGAGCAGCUUUAAGCGUUCUCGUCCAGUAUUAUCUGGGCAAGGCUUCAGCUUGCGCAAGUCGAUGCGACAAUCUUCCCCACCGCCUGUGCAGACUGGAAGUCGCUCAGCCAAGAGGUUCUCGCUGAGGAGCACGUCACCGGGUUCUCCGACGACCAGCGCGGUUUCAAGCCCGCAAAUGCGACAGACGCUGCGCGACUCGUCAAACGAGAGGAGAAGUCCCACUGGGAUGCGCAUGCCUUCUUUCAGUCUCUCAUCAGGCGGAAAGAAGAGUGGCGGAAAGCGAGCCUCGAAGUCCAAGUCUUCCGGUUCUCGGUUUUCGAGUCGGUUCGCCGAUUCGAGCGACGAGGAUGGCGGAGACAAUGGUGGUUUCCAUAGCCGGUUCGAGGAGUCGAGCGACGAAGACAAGCCCAUAAAUCUAAUAGUUCUAUCAUCCCCGAAGCUUUCUCCCGGACACUUGAGGAACCAGGACUCCAUCGCCAGCACAGCUUUGCCCGAGGAGCUCGAGGAAUCAGAGGAAGCCAACGGUCACAGUAAUCAGAAACUACCGGGGCAGAACAAUGCCAGUCUCCCUCCUAGCCAACCAAGACGCUCAGCAGAAGCAACCCUCCAGCCGGUAAGAUCCGGUCGCCCAGAGCUCCCUGCUUCAAACACAGCACCAGCUCUAGCAACGACAGAUUCGUUCAUUGGAGAUCGCCGUCAGUCAACUGCUUCUCCUCGCAACAGCUUCAUGUCGGUCCUUCGCCGCAAGAAGCGUGACUCGUCGAGCAAGAUAACUCGUGGUGAAAUCACAGAAAGCGCGGCUCGGCGCGAUACCAAGCUCGAACGCAACCUAACUCAGCUUCGCGGCAUUAGAACUGCCGACGAGGACGUUGUCGAACCUUCGCGCAGUCCGAAACUGCAAAAGAAAGUUGAACACGAGGCAAUUGGCGCGCCACUCAUGCGCCCACAGACGUCUGGCAAUCUUGGCACGAGAACGAUGAGUGGGAACUCCCCCGUACCGGAUCUGCCGCAGCAGCGGCCCAAUUUCCUGCGGCAUUCUGUCUCUGCGGGAGUGGUCAGUCUGGACAACGCGGGUACGAAGAAGAAGAGGUUUGGUACCUUGAGGAAGAUGUUUGGCUUGCACGACUGAGGUGGUAUAGACGCCACGAGUGGUUUUGGAGACAACAAAAAACUACUUCUUUUGUAACUUUUAUGCUCUCCUUGCACUGUUUCUGUCGGAUAUGCAUGCAAAUGGGUGCUUCUGCGGUGGCAUCAACAUGGAGCCGAAAACACCAAUCCAAGGGAGACGGGCAGAUAAUGCCGUGGACUGCUCAACCUGCCUAGUAUACCCUCACACACGCUUAAUGUUGGGGGAACUUUUUUCUUUUAUCCUAGAUAUAUCUCUAUAU
This is a messenger RNA of Lasiosphaeria miniovina, 5234 nucleotides long. RefSeq lists its product as uncharacterized. The record is from RefSeq and is a predicted model, not a curated record. The transcript is spliced from 4 exons. Bases 284 to 4975 code for a protein of 1563 amino acids. NCBI's taxonomy places the organism in Eukaryota, Fungi, Ascomycota, Sordariomycetes, Sordariales, Lasiosphaeriaceae.